AUGAAGCAAUGUGAUCUAGCAGGUGAGUUUUUAAAAUUACUUAAUAGGUUUAAAAGUUUCUCUCAGCUCUAUAUCCACUGUAAUUUUAAAGCUGAGAAAUAAUACACUCUUUAUCAGAUGGGUUCAGUUAACGAUUAACAUCGUGGAGAGUGGAAAGGCUUGUUAUAAUUGCAAAGGGAAACUCUCUAAAUUACGCUUUGAAACAAGCACAUUGGAAUAACAACAAAAGAUAACAUAAAUUUAGAGGCAGUGAAGUGACUAACAUAUCAGUGUUAUAGACAAGAUUCCUUACAAAGCGCGAAGCCCAGACAUGAAAUGUUUUUCGUAAAUGAGGGUAGAAUGAAAGGUUUAAAGCCAUCGCUAAGAAAAUGUUCAUUUUUAUUCAAUUCGGCGAAAUGUUUCUUAGGAGCAAGGAUUAGCAAAGAGUCGGUUGGUACGCGGCCUUCUGUGUGUUCUCAAAUCCUUGUUUCGACUUCUUUCCUUGCCUUGUACCUUCAAGUAGCUUUAUAUAACUGUAAAACGGAGCACUACUGAAGAGAAAGGGGGUAAAAUGACCGCACCGUCUACUUCAGGUUUGUUGGUUAAAGUACUGUUACGAGUUACCGAUGUAAAAUAAAGAGCUGUACCUUUACCUUUAUGUCACGACCGACAUGGCAACAAAAACAACUGUAAGAGGAAAUAUACAGAUGUUCUAGGGCUCAGUUAGACCAAGCUACAUUUAAAUGUCUUUGUUAAAUUUCUACAAAGUAGCAAAUGUCUUGUCCUUACAGAAACUGCGUCAUUAGGGGUCCUCCGUCAUAAACAUCAUUCCACUUUUGAGACCAUUUGUUUACAGUUGGACUACUGCAAUAACUGGAGAGCUUUAGGGCUGAACAUCAAGAUUCCAGAUCAAACACUGCAGCAAAUCGCCACUUCCACCAGCUGUGCGAAGGCAGUCCUUGAGAUCAUCGAAAACAGAAAGCCCCAUGUGACUGUGAAGGAAAUGCGAGAUGCCUUGAAGGAAAUGCUGAGAGAAGAUGUGUGCAAUGUGCUGGACAAAUAUCUGCCAGGUACAAAUUUCUAAAAGAUUCUGAAUAACUUUUCGUCAGCAAACAAAUUCUCAUUUUCAGUUAUAAAAGUAAGAUUUUAUCUUAAAUUACACACCUGUUUUGUUUUUGACAUUCAGGCAAAUUUAAAUGCUAUGUAAGACAAGGAUGGUCAAUACAACACCGCGGCAUUUCCGGUCACUAAACUUUUAUUUCCUGUUUCUAGUGUUAAUUAUAAUAAUGACGUGGUUUCUUUAAUAAGUAUUACUAUUCUUUGCUUAGUUAUCGCCUUCUCCCAAAUUUAACUAAUGCCAAACCGGUAGCAUACAAGAAAGCCAGUAAAAACAAAUUCGUCCUGUCGAGCGCUCGCGACCUACAAACUUCAAACAUCAUUUUCAGCGUUGGUGCAAACAGGUAACCAUGUGGUGGAAAAGUUUGACACUAGAAAAAUAUAUCAGCUAUGGAAGUGAUUUUUUUCGUCCUCUUUUUUUGUCUGUUUCUGCCGUUUUGCUUUUAAACUUGGCGCUACGGCAAUGUUAUGCUUACGCAAUUGGUUUAUUUACUAGACCGGAAAUAAAAAUCUGACCGGGUGUUAAAUUUUGUGCUUAUGCGCAAUGCGUUUUGCCGCGGUGUUGGUUAAUACAAAUGAUAUAAUAUAAAAGAAUCCUUAUUGGUACCCUCUGCGCACACUAUACAUUCUUGGUUUAAAGUUGUAGCUGACUAAUGAGCUAUUUGGUACUUCCUUUUAAAACCUACAAUAUAUGUUGAGGUUACAUAACGUAACCCAUAGUAACCUGAUCAAUACCUAUCCGUAUGUACAUUAUAUGAUGAGCGUUGCAGUGAUUCACAAUUCUUAAAUUAACGCAUUUGGACUUGUUAUCUACAGGUUAUAUCAAUAUUCAUGAGGUCUAAUGAACUUAAAGUAAGAACCUUGUUUCUUGGAGCCUUCACUUCUUCUUGCCUUCAUAAAAAGGUCCUUCAAAAAAUUUACUUUUUUAGUUUUUUAAUCAGCAGGUUUCUUCUUUGCUUUUUUAUGCUUUUUUUGUAAUACAGAGGGUGGCACAAUAAAAACUCUUCGCAAUAAUCUCGAUUGUUUGGAAGAACUAGCCACCUUGUUGGAUUGUGAAACACCAGGAAUGAAAAACUGGUUGCAUUUUGCUUGCAAGCUUGGUGUUCCCAAAGAAGACUGUGACAGUUUAAAGCCAAGAGGAAACCCAAGUCCAACCAGAACUUUAAUGGAAUACAUUGUUCAAGUUGAUUCAGACCUCACAGUCAAGAGGUUUAUCGAAGCGCUGAAAAGGAUGCAACGGACAGACGUCGUAAAUGCCUUGAGAAAGUUAUUGCUGGGUAAUUCAUAUUUUCAUCCUCUAAAGUUGUCAUGUGUUGGCUGGAGAACAUUUUUUCGUGGCAGGGAACUGAACUUUUCCCCUUAUUUUAUCUGACUCCUUUCCUCAACUACAUGUGCGGGUGAUUUGGGGGUGCUUAUCAUGUGACAGAUAAACCCGGUUAAGGUGUGCAAAGCAUAACGUUAAGCGAUUUACCAGUCAGUUUCGCUCAAUUGCCAUUUCUGUUAGGAGCGUCUGGAAGUCUGGAACCGAAAGAUUGAUAAACGGUAAUUAAUCAAAAUUUUUCUUUUGGGUUAGUGGUAAGCACCCUUGCACUGAAUUACUUUUCCGACGGAGACGUUACACGCACCUCGAUUUUAUCUUAAGGUCAUUGUGGCAUCUCAACUGCAAAAAAAGACCAUGAUACAGACCCACUGAAUAUGGUCUUUGUUGGGUCUCUAGCCUGCUCAAGAUCGUAAACGCACUACUUCUUUAUACAUUUUCCCCCUUGUUUUUUCUUUGUUGUUGUUUUUGUAGUGAUUUUUCCCUUUUGACUUGUUAUUAUUUUGUAGAUUGCGAUGGAAGAAACAUCAGCACCGAUUAUGCAGACUUUAUAACUGGCGACCAUUACGUGACUGGGUCUCUAAUUUACUUAGUGUCUCAUCUAAUUUUGUGAAAGGUUUGAACCCAGGAGUCAUUUCAGUAGGUUGAGUUUGAUCGUCCGGGUGAACGUAGUCCUGAAUAGGACUGUUGUUGUUGACAGUGACUGACGUUUCGACAACCUGUGCGGUAGUCAUCUUCAGAGUCAAAGUGAGUUGUGUCACGUCAGUUGAUGGUAUUAUACUCUGGUUAUUG
Messenger RNA from Porites lobata, 3205 nucleotides. The record is from the annotation of a GenBank genome assembly. NCBI's taxonomy places the organism in Eukaryota, Metazoa, Cnidaria, Anthozoa, Scleractinia, Poritidae.